AUGUGGAGCCUGUCCGACGACGGAGACGAGAACUGGCGAAAUCAUGUCGGUUUCGAGGAGCGUUAUAAGAACAUCCGAAUAAUCGGCCUCACUGACCGGCCAGAGCUGGAUAGGAAGACUGCAGCAGCCCUCGAACAGGAACUGUGGAACGAGAGCCUAAAUCUUAGAGAGUAUCGGGAAGCAGUCGCUAAUAACUCCUACCCCGUUGGCCAUUCUGACGGCCCACCAAGCGACACCGAAAUAAUAUUCGAUGCGGAUAUGGACGAUCCGGAGGGCGUCACCAUCGGGCCAUACGAGGACUGCAUCCACAUUGGCCAAGGUGCAUCCGCCGACGUCUACCGAAGCGAUUUAUAUGCUCUCAAAGUCUGGAGGCACGAUGGCGAUUUGCAGCCACACAGUAUUGAGCGCGAAGCCGAGAUUAUGCGCAUCCUGAACUGGGGCCACAAUCGCUGCAUCUCACUGGUCAAAAAGUUGACGUACGACUCACGGCCGGUUCUGGUGAUGCCCUACUUGCGGUACUCACUGGAGACAAUCCUGGAAGGGGAUAAGGGCCCGAACAAUACCAACCACUAUUUGACCCGCGACCGUGUUUUGAACUACUUCACCGACAUCUUCUCCGCCCUCAAACACGUCCACAGCCUUGGCAUCAUCCAUCGCGACAUCAAGCCGUCGUCCAUUCUCUUGGAGCGGCUGGACGGGCCUGUGUUCCUGUCCGACUUUGGCACCGCAUGGCACCCCGAGCUGUCCCUGCCAGACGAGCCUGCGGACAAGAAGUGUCUCGACAUCGGCACAGGCUCCUACCGCGCACCCGAGACUCUCUUUACCAACGAGGCCUACGGGACGGCGGUCGACAUUUGGGCGGCAGGUGCCUUGCUCGGUCAAUGCGCACGCCGGCCACCACGCGAGCCGCUGUUUCGGUCCCGGGCGGCUCAUGAGGACGGCAACCAGCUGGGGUUGAUCCUGGACAUAUUCAAGAAACUGGGCACGCCGACACGCGAGACGUGGCCCGAAGCCGAGCAUUUCCCGACGCCGCCCUUUGACAUGUACAACGUAUUCCCGCGCAAGCCGUGGAACAUACUUCUACCGGAUGUGGACCGGGACAUUCGGAGAUUUGUGGCGGGCAUGCUCAAGUUCCAGAGCACAGAGAGGCUGACGGCCGCGCAGGCCCUUGAGGGAUUAGUAGAACUGGGCACGCCGCCGCCUGACAUGCCACCUCCACCUGGCUUACUCAGAACACCACCACCGACAUCGCCGGAUGCCUGA
Sporothrix schenckii 1099-18 is the source of this 1263-nucleotide messenger RNA. Its product is annotated as cyclin-dependent kinase. The record is from RefSeq and is a predicted model, not a curated record. Gene Ontology annotation, biological process: protein phosphorylation. Gene Ontology annotation, molecular function: cyclin-dependent protein serine/threonine kinase activity; ATP binding. The transcript is spliced from 4 exons. NCBI's taxonomy places the organism in Eukaryota, Fungi, Ascomycota, Sordariomycetes, Ophiostomatales, Ophiostomataceae. Bases 1 to 1263 code for a protein of 420 amino acids. Gene Ontology annotation, cellular component: nucleus; cytoplasm.